Porites evermanni is the source of this 11375-nucleotide messenger RNA. The record is from the annotation of a GenBank genome assembly. Lineage: Eukaryota; Metazoa; Cnidaria; Anthozoa; Scleractinia; Poritidae.
AUGCGUACAAUAGAGUCGUUUGAAGAUUACGUUGAACCUAUCCAAGAGGCGAUCGAUGACUUACUUCUCCCAACAAUAUUCGGUCAAACGGAGCCCCUCCCCAGUGAUCUGCGUCAGCUCCUUACCUUGACACCCGCUCAAGGAGGGCUAGGCGAACCCGACUUACGGUUUGAAGCUCCACAGCAGUUUGCUGCUUCUACGUCAAUAACAGCACCGCACGUAGAUUCUAUUACCACACAGAGCAUGGUCAUGGUGGGAGGCGAGAAUUCCACGGAGGAGUUGAGAAGACAACAUCAAGCCUUGAAAACUGCGUCGGUGAAAUUGAGAAUGGAAAUUAUUGAUUCCACUCUACCCUCGGAUCUGCUGCGGUCAGUUAACCAAUCGAGAGACAAGGGUGCGAGCUCAUGGCUUACCGGAGUGCCUCUCGUCGAUCAAGGCUUUGUGCUGAAUAAACAAGAACUCAGAGACUCGCUGCGUUUAAGGUAUAAAAUGCCCCUGUCCGACUUACCAAGCAAGCGUGUUUGUGGUGAGAAGUAUACCGUCUGCCAUGCUCUGUCAUGCAAAAAGGGAGGGUUCGUAGCGCAGAGACGCGAUGGUGUUCGCAAAAUACUUACCUCACUUAUUGGUGAGGUUUGCAUCAACGUUGAGGUCGAACCACAACUACAACCUCUCGAUAAUGAGUGAUUCAACCUCAGAAGCGCGGUAACAAGUCCAGUCAAGACUGGACUUUAAGGCAGGGGGCUUUUGGUCUCGUGGAGUUACAGCAUUUUUUGAUGUCAGAGUAACGCAUGUAAACACGAUAUGAACUCUCUUCCCUUUCAAUAAGAACUGACAUUUCCAAAUUUGUAUUGCUAAAUAUCAGCGUGCAAAGAAAGUACUGUCCGAUAGCCCGGGGCUAGUGGAUUUUGCUAUCGGGCUAGUGAAUUCUGUUUUUAACUUGCCCGACGGGCAAGUGAGGUUUUUUGAGGAAUUUGAAUAACAGAAGAACUGUGAAAUCCAUUCUGCUAGUCAAAAAGCUUUUGGGGCUAGUUGAAAUGACGUCUGGGCUAGUAAACGCUAGCUUCAGCUUGCCCGAAUGGCAAGCAGUAAAAAUGAUUUUCUUUGCACCCUGAAUAUAUAUACUCCUAUAAAAAAAAAACAGUUGGUAUAAAAAUGCCAAAACUCUAUUUCCCGUUUCACUCACUUUCCUAAAAGCCAAUGGAAAUAUAUCCCUCGCGAAACAUUAACUUGCCGUUCCUAAAAGUUAAAAAGAGUACACCCACAAAUAAUCGAUCUUAUGACUUUUUUGGCUACAGUUUCGUCUCCCUUAUCUUACAGGUCAAAGAGACAAACCCCGCGCGAGUCAAAAAUAGGAUUUCUUUCUUUCUCAUAAACUAAACAACUUGAGCUUAUCUCAAGAUAUCUCGAAAAACUUCCGCUCUAACUUUAGCAACAAACUGCAAGUUAACAACAACGUCGCAAAACCUUUGAUAGGUACUUUAAGAUCGAACGACCCGAACGCAACAAGAAAGUCGCGUAAGAAAGAAAGUCUCGUGUUGAAAAUAUUUCACUCGUUCGCUGCGCUCACUCGUGAAAUAUUUUUCAACACUCGAAGAGAAAUUUCGUAUCUCCGCGCGGCCAUAUAAUAUCCUCUAUAUAUUAAAAAUAAGGUUUUAUGGGUCAAUUAGGGUGGCAGAAAGUUCUAAUGAUAGACAGGGCGAUUGCGAUAGAGAGAGCAAUCAGAAAAAUUCUCACUUUCGUAAAACGUUAGAUUACUCCUAAAAUUUCCGGACCAUUGCCCGACCAGUCAGUUGAAAAUGAAAUAGGCCUUUUCAAAGAGUUUUUACUGAAAAACGUUCUCCUUCGUGCAUACUAUUCAGGAUUUGACUGAUCUGGCUGGAGAGUUUUGAUUAAAAGGGAAAUUUUCAUUGCGACGGGAAUGGUCUGGCCGGUCAGUUCUGACAAAUGGAAAGCGCCCUAAGUUCCCCUAGGAUGACCGAACAGAUAAAAAUUUUGUAGCGCCGCCUUAAAUGCAUUUCUAGAUAUCUAAAAGUACUCUAGAUAGCCUUAAAAGUGCUUUCAUCGUAUUUUGGAGGAAACCGUGUAUUCGGAGCCUAUGAAUGGUUAGCAAUAUCUUUCGCUAGGAGACCUAGAACAAAAUGAAUUUUUCUCCAAAAGUAAAUCUUGCGGUUUUCUCGUGCCUUAACGAAUAAUUAUUGUCACGUGACCAAAAAUGGAAAAUGAAAAAAAUUGGCGAAUUGGUGGCGAAUUUACUUUGUUUGAACAAACAAAUUAGUAUUUCUGAAAGAGGGUAAGCAUACCUAACUUUCUACGUUUGGAAUGAAUUCAGCUGAGGUUUAAAAUUAAAGUCUUGAAAAAUUCAAGAUUAAAUUUGGGCAUUUAAAAUGAUGUUUUUCCUCAUUAUUUUUCCUUGAAGUGCAAUGGAGGGUCAUUCCACACGUGAAGUGUUAGAAAUAUUUAAUAUGCAUAAGAAAAACGUAAUAGCUCGAUUUCUUUUUUUAAACCGGCCACCAAUCGGUCAAUAAUUUACAAUUUUUAGCGAAAUGGUCACGUGACAUAUCACGUGACUGAUUACCACAAUAUUUAUACUUUGAAAUGUUAAGGAUGAUGAGUUCUUUAUGUGUGCCAAAUUUUGAUUCAGCACCAUCAUCAAUGCCGAAGUUAUAGCCAAUAAAUCAUUUUCCACAGGUAAACCCCUUAGUCCCAGGUCUUAAACUACUUGAGGUAUUGGACUCCCGUGCUUCGGAGUGCGAGAAUUCAAACGGUUCUCAGACAUUUUCAUAGCUCCAGUUUUCGCGUACAGUAUACGUCAUUUCUUGUUUUUUUUUCUCUUUAGGUAUAGACUUUAAGAUAAGAACAAUUGAGAUUCAAGGAAAGAAGAUAAAGUUGCAGUUGUGGUAUGCUAGUUUCAAGUGACCUUUUAGCACUGGCUUUUUUGGUUGCUGGCCUAAGUUGUGGCUCUUUUACCGCUUCCUCUAACGGUACAUAUUUUUCCGUUACAGUUAACAAAGGUUAAAAAGUAAUUUCUUAUGUUAUAAACAGUUGAAUAGUAAUAAGCAUUUAUCCUUUAUACUUUUAAUGCAAAACCACCUCGAUAUUUCCCUGUAUGCUAGCAAGAGGCCUCUUUUCCCUGAUAUUCGUCGGCGGGCGGCGGUUGGAGGGAGGGGAGGGGGGAAAGCCCGCCGAAUACCAGGAAGAGAGGCCUCUGCUAACUGGGAAUCUCGGGAAGAAAUAAGUUAUUAUUUUAACACCUGCUGUAUUAUUAGUUGGAGCAUACUAUUAAAGCUUGGAAUUAACGACAGAGUGACACUAAAAACUAAAAAUAACAAAAUUCUAGGGUCCAGUUACUAUUUACAAUAGCGAAGAACCCGCUGCCUUGUCCCUAGGCCUCAUUAUUCUGCGCGGCCAAUGCGUUUCGGGUCACGUGGUCUGAGCUAGUAAAUACACCACCGAAAUGCCUUGACCGAGAAGUGCCUUGGAAGACGCCGUACAGGGGCUAGGUAUGGCAAUGUCUGGACUUGCUACAAGUCAACCUCUCACAAGUACUAAAAAGCGAGCAACCAGGUGAAAACGGACUUUUAGAUAGUGUAGGCAAUGUCUACCGUAGCGUCAGAGAAAAACAGGGAAUUGUCGUUCAUCGGCAACGUGUUUUAUAAACAGUGACAUCUCUGCGUUUUGUUUCAUAGCACACGACCUCCUGAAAAUCGCAAAUGUAAGUCCCCAACAAGAAAAUCAUAUUUUCACUAUGGAAAAAAUUAGUUCUCGCAAGCACGUUUCUACGGGAGUUUUAUUUUGCGAUCCGCAAGAUAAAACUCUCACAAAAACUUCAUGCCACCCGGUAUCUUAGUAAAGAAUUCAAUAAAAGUUUAAGGGUACUUACUGUUCAGCUGGCUUUCACCAUCAAGCAACAGGGGUAGUUCCCGAUCUAGCUGUCGCUGGGUCGAUAAAGAAUAAUUUUCUGUUUUGCCGCUGAUUUUGGCGAGGCUUAACAGUUGUUGGACCGAAGUUCCUGGCUUGCUCGUUUAGGCCAAGAAACCCAUAACUUUUUUCUUGAAUGUUGAAAGUAUCCGAUACUCCUAGUGUCACGCCUUGUGGAGGGGCGGGCCUUUCGAUUGGCCUUUUAUCACCCGUUGUAAAAAUACUAACCACAGCUUUCAUUACUGACAUCGAUUAGCUCAUAUGUACUUUGGAUGGCGAAAUUGGAGAGCUAAUUAACAAUUAUUCCAAAAGCCCAAAUGGGCUCUGAGUCACUCGGCCUCAUGGGCUAUUGACUCAGAGGCUAUGAGGGCGAGAGGAAUAAUUGUUUUAGUAAAAUCCAAGUAGUUGGUCAAAAAUAUCGAGACAAAACAACUUAAAGAAUGACUUUAAUCCUUUUUUGCCGCCAAAAAUCCGGCGCUUUUCGCUAUAAGUGGGCUAUAACAUAUAGCCUAGUAGUAGUAGCUAUUUAGCUUCGUCCAACUAGAAAAACAAUGUUUAUGUACAUAAUAUUAUUAGGCAGGGAGACCGCUAUAGCCCAGUCAAUUACAGAGGAUUCCACGUUAAAAAAAAAAAAAAGAUAAAAAGAUAAUAUAAAAUGUAUAACUGAUGACUAAAGCUACUAAUAGACAAAAAAAUACAAAGGCGGAAGUUGUAAUUGCUAAAAGCAGCACGACAGAAGGUGCAAGGGAGUCCUCGCUAUAUUGCACCUGGGACAGAUUGUUCUCCACGAUCUGAUGUCAUCAGCGUCGUAUGGAUCUAGAGCCUUAUUGUACUAUUGGAGUAGUAAACGUUUAAUAGAAGCCAGAGAAAUGUGAUUUGUGCGUAACUCAGGGUGCAGAACAUUUCAAGAGCGGCACGCGCGUAUGAAAAAUGAGCGUUGAUAAGUAUCAGUUCUACUUUGCUUAGGCCCCAUAAGUAAUAGCAUUGCCACUCGAUGACUUGGUAAAUCUCGUUUUUAAAAUUGUUUAGUAACCUGUGAUCAGACGUUUUUUUUUUUUUUAGAAGGAUAAUAGUGAGAGGGCAUGAUCUCAGGCUAGUAACAAGGAGAGCAAAUCUCAAGACGUGUCUUAUUUUGGACAAAAUGUGUCGUCCAUUACGGCACAUGUUAUAAGUUUGCGUCUUAUUUUUCGACGCAAAUAGGAUCCCUUUUUUAUUAAAGACAAAGUGUUGUUGCUCUUGUAGGGAUACAGCCGGCCAAGAACGCUUUCGCACAAUAACAACGUCAGAUUUUAGAGGAGCGGUGGUAAGUUAAAGCGCUAACUUUUUGAGAUAUUCAGCUUCUUUUCUUCCAAGAGAAGCGAGUCUUACCUGUCAAAUUAUAAAAACAAAAAGUAGCAUUCAAAAGGAACGUUUAAGGAGUACAUAUUGGAAGGAUAAUUCGUAAACACCUUACCAAGAAUCAUUUUAAAGUAAAGCUUAGAAGUUAGAAUAAAGAUAACAUCUUAUCUUGACUUAUCUAACACGUAUCAAUUUGAUACCGUUUCAAUUCAGCAGCAGUCUUAAUUCAACCAAUGUUUUAAAAUAUAUUUCUGAUUUUUACAGGGUUUUGUGGUUGUAUAUGAUAUAACCCAAGAGGAGACCUUUGACAACGUUUUAAAGUGGCUAUGGAACAUUGAAGAGGUACAGUUAAGGCUCUCGUAACCUUGGCAAUCCAAAUAGGGUUUCAUUCUUAGGCCAAACGUCGAACUUUUCAUGAGACGAUUUAUAAUAUAAUUUAGGUCGACCUAACCUAAGUUAAGUCGUCUGUUGGGUCAGACGUCGAACUUAAGACGCUUUGAACCAAUCAACUGAAUCAGACCAAAAAGUAAUUUCAAUAAAUUUGUUCCCGAACAAGGCUUAAUAUAUCUUGUCAUACAAUUUUUUUUAAAAAUAUUAUUUUUUUAGUUAGUCCAGGGUUACCGUUCAAAACCACUUAAACAAAGCCUUGUUAAACGUAUUUUAGUAUUUAAACGGUAGAUAUGGGCAUAUUUUUAUCCCCUAAAAAUUUUUCAUCUGUUCGAAUUUCCUAGCUGAAAUUCUAGUGAUCCGAAAAUUAUGGGCAUCAGAACUUACCUUUUCGAAACUUUCAGCCAGAAAAGAGGCUCCCGAAAAUUCUAGGUGACCUUUUAAGGGUAAAAAUGCGUUAAAAAUGGGCAAUUAUACCAUUUUUUUAGAUGUUCGAAAUCCUAGGAGAGGCAGGCAAGCAAGGACAUUUUACAACAAAUGCUCCGAAAAUUCUAGAUCUCAAAUCGUCUUCCGAACAGAUACUUUCCGAAAAUUGUCGUUGGGUGCCCCUGUUAGUCGCAUGUGAAGAUCGACCGUUUGUCCCAGAGACGAUCUUCAGACGUUCUAUCCGUCUGGAGAAGACAGAUAGAAUGUGUUGCCUGUUGGACUCAUUCAGACGAACUUAACUGAACCAGACGUCGAACGUUUCAUGAACUUAGGCCCAGUUCAGACGCCGCUCCACUCAUGUGCCGAACAUAACUGAUGAAUUAAGUACGGCAAAAGAGUGGCGUCUGAAUCAAUUUGGUACGGCAGUUUUAGUUUGGUGCGGCAAAAGCGUUAAGUUCGACAGAGUCUGUCGAACUUUUGUCGAACUUAAGUUAGGUUCGACACACGGUACGCCGUCUGAAUCAGAUGUCGCGCCAGUGUCGCUCCAAAGUCGAACUUAUUUAGUUAAGUUCGGCACAUGAAAAGUACGGCGUCUGAACCAGGCCUUAACCGACUAGGUUUGGUUCGUCUCAUGAAAAGUUCGACGUUUGACCUAAGCCUUAGGAGAGUAAAUUUAAAGUCACCUCAUUACUGCAUGCCGACGAUUCCGUCGUAGCCAGCUGGCAUGAUUACUAAUUUCAUAUAGUAAACUUUCAAGAUCGCUCGCAGAACCUGAUAGAUCAUCAUCAUCAUCACAUAAUCUAGUAAGAACGUCAGCAAGAUUGCAAAUUUUUCCGUAAUGCUGAGGCUUCUUGUACUUAAGUGAAUUGCUGAAAAUUGAGGUUUGACAACACCAUACAACCCGUUAAUUUCGUCAAUCGUCUAAAAAUCCCAUGUCGGAGAUGAUCGCUCUUAGUAAUGGUAAUUUUAAAAUCGGGAUCAGAAGACUCACGAACCAUUUGCAUAAAGCUAUAGCAUAUCAAACAUUAGAAGUAAAUGAGUCAGAUUAAAAAUGUUACUGUAGAUUUACUGCUCAAACAUCUCAAGCUUGAUAUAGCUCACCGUCAAUGUAUGAUAGCUUGCCACGAUGAAAUCUAGGUCUUUUUCCGUUUUCAAAUACGCUGCUUCUUUUACAUCAGAUCUCAAUUGUUUCUUUUUUUGACGGUCUUCCUAUAUAUAUUGGAUCGCCUCCGAAACACGCACACGGUCACAUAGGUCUCCAGUCUUCUUGAUUAAUCUCAACUCUAUCCUCCCCGCAGACUUCUUUAGGGUUCGUUCGUCACGCAUUCAUUUCUCCCCCAAGGACCGUCCGUGGGGGAGAAAUGAAUGCGUAACGAACGAACCCCAAAGGACGUCUGCGGGGAGGCUAUCUCCACUCCGGAAGGUAUAAAAAACUUGGCCAAAACUGGUCUGGGAGAGCCAUCGUCUUCAGUUGCUCUGGUCUUGUGGGCCUUCUCGAAGUUUGGUUGCAUUUGAAGAUCUUUCUAUCAUACAGCGUAUCACGGAGCUCCACAAUACAAUUCUCGCCUGUGGACGCUGGGACAUUAUAAAAUCUCAGAUUGUAAUCCGUAGAAUGUCUCUCUGGCAGGGACCGCGGAGGGGGAGGGGCUGGUAGGGUUAUAGCCCUACCACUUCUAUUGCUGGGAUUUAUUUCAUAGAACUCCAGUUGACAUGGAAAAAAUUUCCGUGCAAUUAUUGGACUUUGCCCUAUGGAAGAGUGGGAUGUUUGCUUGUCAGAACGAUUACAACCCGAUGUGCCUGCAAGGAUAAUAAGAUGUAAGGCCCAAAUGGAGUGAUUUGACUUUUUUCUCUGCUUUGCAUCUUGGAGAGUACCUUUAUUGCCACACCGAUAAUCUAUCUAAGGAUCUUCAGGGUACUAAGAUGGCUGCUGUCAGUGGACAACGCCUGGCAGAUCUAACAAAGGAGACGCUCACGAAAAUUCGCAUUGAUCAAAGCUUCGACCAUUUCUAUGCUAAUGUUGCCCGCAAGAGUGAAGGCCUGCUUGGAGAACCAACGCUUCCAAGAAAACGACACACUCCGGCCAGACAGACGGUUGGUGCUGGUGCACCAAGCUACCCCCAAACUGCUAAAGAUCACUUUGUACGGGCCUAUUAUGAGGCUAUUGAUCUUAUCGUCAACGCUAUCUAUCAGCGCAUUAAUCAGGAAAGCUUCAGCUCUUAAGCCCAGAUGGAGACCCUCUUGCUUAAAGCUGCUAUAGCUAAUGGUGACUACUAUGAGGCAGAGUUCAGUUUCUUGAAGCCGAAGCAUAAUACAGGGAAUUGAAGAUUUUGCGAUACAGGGGCGCUACCUAGGCAACUAAGUACUAUGGAAGAAAGAGAAGAUAUCAUGUUUUGACGAAAUCCUGUUGGCGGUGUUAAAGUUUCCAGAGCCAGAAAAGAAGCUAAUUCAGGAAGUCAGUUAAACUAUCUGUAAGCUGCUUGCUGUAAAUCCUAUUACCAGCGCUGCUGGCGAGGGUUCAUUUUCAUCCGUACGUACGGCGUCUGAAGAUGUGGCGUCAAUCCAGGAUAGGUGAUGAGAGGUUUAGCAACCUAGUAGUAACGUUGAAUGGUUACAAGCUGAGAACAGACAGUGUCUCUAUAGCUGAUGUCGCACAGGAGUUUGUUUCCAGCAACGAGGACUGCAAGAGAAAUUUCGGCACUGCUGACAACUUUAAAGUAGCAAUUUUAGGAAGGUUUAUUCAACAUAUUGGCUAUACUGGAUGCUAUAACACGUGACGACGUUUAUGUUAUAUUUGUUGAGGCUGUAAAUAAGAUGGCGCGCAAAUGCUAGACUGCGAGCAGUCUCUCUUUUUCUUCAGAUUUCAAGGGGGAGUGCACGCGCCUGUGAGCGUGUCUUGGGCGUUUUGCUCGACGGACCAAGAGAAAAGAAAGACUGCUAGUAGUCUACGCAAAUGCAAGAUAAAUGGCGAAACACUGAACUUAAUGUUUCUUUGUAUUGGCAAGAUUUUUUAGCCCUACCACUUAAAAAUGGUCUCCGCGGUCCCUGUCUGGUAAUAAUCAUAACAUUUUCUCGAGUUUUCCUAGCUUUACUGUCAAACUGUAUUGUAAAAUCAUGUAUGAAAUGUCUGUAUUCACCCUCGAGUAUGGUAAAUUGUAGAUCCUGAUAGACGAGAGGUAGAUCCUAUAAAGCUUUAUUUUGUAAAAAGAUAAAGACGAAGGCCAAAAGCAUGAAAUAACACAGCCAGGAGAAAGGACGGACAGAAUCUGAGAAUGGCCAGCUCAGCGAUAAAACCCACUGCAGUACGAAAACAGCUGCAAGUUUUAUUCCCUCGCCGAAUUCAAACAACUCCGUACGUUCGACAUCACAAGGUCACCCCUUAGUACCACUGGACACCCAAGUACCACAUAAGGAGUUGCGUUCUCCUAAUGUCGAACGUAAAGAAAACUAAGCGUUGCAAAUUUUAUUUAUCCUUUUUAGAACACUAGUGUUUUUUAUGGGCAGAGAAUGUCUUCACCCUUUCACCCUUUAUUUCUUUAUACCCUUUUGCCAUUCUAUUUCAGCACGCAAGUGAAGGUAUAAAAGAAAAGAUGAUCCUUGGUAACAAUUGUCAUAUGGAUAAUAAAAGAGUUGUCAGCCGGGAACGCGGAGAGCAGGUAGGUUUAAUUGAAGUGUAAGACAUUUCACAUUAACCCUUUAAGUGCCGAUAGUGACCAACAUCAAUUUUCUCCUAACAAUAUCCAGUAAUUGUCAAGAGAUACAGUUAUGAGAAUUAACAAAUGACCACCAAAGAGAAAAUACCUUGAUCUGUUAUUAAAUUCUCUCAACUGAUUCUUAAAGGAAAUGUAUGGAGAUCAGUUUGGAGAAUUUGUAUGUUGAUAUUGGGACUUAAAAGGUUAAGGGCCUCUUCACGUGAGCCCGGUUGACCGGGCUCAGUGGCCGCCCUCCCCGGAUCCGACACUGGGGCUGGCCCUCUUACCGCUGGACGAAUUUCGCCUUUGGGUUCAUAUGAGAAAUUUCAGCCCGGUUUCCGAGAUGAAAAAAGGCCAAAGAUCCUGAUGACGAGUUCUGGCGCCAAAUUCGAGAAACAAAGGUGAAACAUGGAGAAUCACAAAAAUUAUAACUUUCGCGCCUAUCAUAGCUUCGGCAACUCUUAAAACUGUAUCACUGCAGUUAAAUGGGAUGCUUAUGAUGGCAAAAUACAGCAGGCAAUUCAAGACGAUACCAUCCAGACCGCCAGAAUUCAUCCCGCUUUCAUCCUGGUAACCGGGCAGAAGUGUUCAUAUGGCACGAUUUCCAGCCCGCUUACCGAGAUCUCGGGAACCGAGCCAGCCCGCCCUCUAAUAUGAACACAUCGAAGACUUAACAAAGGAUUGAUUUAUAGGUAAGGCGAAAUCUCGGAAACCGGGCCAGCCGGUCAACCUGGCUCAUAUGAAGAGGCCCUAUGUCCACCAAUCAGAUGCAACUAUAUAAUAUUUGGUACCCUAAAUGUAUGGUAAAAAGCGCAAAAAAAGAAAAAAAAAAAAAAUAAAAACAUUUCACUUGUCUUGCAACAUUGCAGCAAAACGAGUUCAAUGCGACUUUGCGCGUUUUUAAUACCUCCCACAUCAAACCUAUUUUGUAACAAAUCAGGUUGUUAACAGGUUUGGACGUGGGUGGUAAAACGCCCAAACGCUUUUCCACUCCAGUUUUGCUAGCCUGAAUUUCAUCCCAUUACUUCCAGUCGUUAUUACGUUGCUGAGAGGAGAAAACGACUCGAAGCAAUCGGGAGAAAUUAAGGCUACCGUUUUGCAUCAUUGUUGCAAAACGAGUUGCGCGUUUUUUGUUGCCCGUUUUACCGAACUGAAAGGCAAUCUGACCACCAGUCAAGUUGUUUCGACACAUUUACUUUCUUGCUGCAGUUUCUGAAUCUCAGGUACAUUCCCCUUCAUUGUUCCUUUUCCUUCUGUUUUUUUUCCAUGUAUUUAUUCAUCCUUAUUGUACUUACUUGUGGGUGCCCAUGUUAUUGUGAUGUUGGGAAGACAAGUGGAUGUCAUUCUUAAAAGCCGAAAUAACCAUAAUUUAAUAGCAAUAAAAAUGUGGAGAAAAGUUUUGAUACCUGUUUUUUUCUUCCUUCUUUGCUUUAGCUGGCCAAAGAGCACGGCGCCCAGUUCUUUGAAGUAAGUGCCGAAAAGAACAUCAACAUCGAGGAAGCCUUCUACAACCUUGCUGAAAAAAUACUUGAGAAGAAACUGUCCACGGACAAUGAGGAAACUUCUCAAAACAUACGCGUCAGUGAUACCGAAGAGAAAAAAGGGAGGUGUUUUUAA